AUGUUUUACGCAAGCAUCUAUCGGGGUCGUGAAGAUGCCAGUGUUGUUCCUGAUACGUUCUCGGCAUUGCGUUUCGUUGUGCACAAGCCCGCCCUCGCCAGAGACAUACUCUUCGAGUCUGAGUGCCUGAGUAUGUCUACUGUUGCUGUCGGCUCCAACACGGAUGGUGACGGUGUCGAGGCCCAUCGUGCUAUGUUAUCAGCGAGAUCUAAGAAGAGACCAUACAACGAAGCCCCGACUGAACCCCCUCCUACCACCGGACCACCGCAGUGGCCAGCGCCGUCUCCAUGGAAUAAAGACAUGACCAGGGGAGCAUCGCCUCUCACCAAGCGUUCCAACCUGUCAGCUGUCCAGGAGCAAUCUCAUUCUAUUCCAUCACCUCUCACCAAGCGUGCCAGUCCGCCAGCAACUCAUGAACAGCCACCUCUCACUCCCACGCCUACUGCCGCCGAACGCUCUGCCUUGCCGCCCAAUCGAGACCAGCCAUCCCUCACUCCCACGCCUACCGCCGCCGAACGCUCUUUCCUGCCGCCCAUUCGAGACCAGGCCUCCCCCACUCCCACACCAAUACUGCCCCAUGUGUCAGAAAGAGAAGUCUUGCUGCGCAUGGCGCUCAAGGUGCACAAGGGAUACGCUAUCUCUACAGAAGACCUAGUGGCCUUUAUAAACGCGUACGCCCCCGAUUCUCAGCCGCGGGUGAGUACAGAUGAUAUUGACGCCCUCGACACCUUCACAUAUCCGCAACCAGUAAAGCGUAAGAGGAAAUCGAAGGCACACACCAACCAAUGGACGCAUAAGCACUCUGCCCGCCGCAUCACCCGUAUGCAAGAAGUGUAUCCGGCUAUCGACACCCUCUUAACAUUCGCCAACAUCGACAAUCCCUCCACAGAGUACAAAUGCGCAGGAUGCAACGUAGGUAUCUCAACAAAGAAUGGGCCAAACAAGGCUCGUCUGCACGCAUCGUCUAACCACGCAAACGUAUAG
Messenger RNA from Dothidotthia symphoricarpi CBS 119687, 984 nucleotides. RefSeq lists its product as uncharacterized. Bases 1 to 984 code for a protein of 327 amino acids. The record is from RefSeq and is a predicted model, not a curated record. The transcript is spliced from 4 exons. NCBI's taxonomy places the organism in Eukaryota, Fungi, Ascomycota, Dothideomycetes, Pleosporales, Dothidotthiaceae.